This is a messenger RNA of Sitodiplosis mosellana (orange wheat blossom midge), 6361 nucleotides long. RefSeq lists its product as uncharacterized. Gene Ontology annotation, molecular function: hydrolase activity, hydrolyzing O-glycosyl compounds; metal ion binding; chitin binding. NCBI's taxonomy places the organism in Eukaryota, Metazoa, Arthropoda, Insecta, Diptera, Cecidomyiidae. The record is from RefSeq and is a predicted model, not a curated record. Bases 71 to 5626 code for a protein of 1851 amino acids. The transcript has 13 exons. Gene Ontology annotation, biological process: carbohydrate metabolic process.
UAAAAUUCUUAGACUUGACUUGUUAACGAAGGGAUCGAUUUUACUCUGUGGUUCGCUUUCAAUCGACAACAUGAAAUUUCUACUCCUGGCUUCAAUUUUUAUGAUAGAGUUUUACUCGACCUUAUCCUGUCAACCAGAGUGGUAUAACCAAUGUACAGUAAACUCAGACUGCUGCAGUGGCAAUUGUGAAAAAAAUGAUGACUGGAAGUAUGGUGUUUGCAAGAAAAAAAUAUGUCAACCAGAGUGGUAUAAUCAAUGUACAGUAAACUCGGACUGCUGCAGUGGCAAUUGUGAGAAAGAUGAUGACUGGAAGUUUGGAGUUUGCAAAAAGGAAGUAUCCUGUCAACCAGAGGGGUAUAAUCAAUGUAAAAUAAACUCGAAUUGCUGCAGUGGUAAUUGUUACAAACCCGCUGACUGGGAGUUUGGUAUAUGCAAGAAGGAAGAGUUAGCAUGCUUGGAAUCCCUGGAAACCGGAUGUGACCAAACCAAUUGCUGUGAUGGAUUGCAAUGCUAUAACGGACCCGAUUCUAACUGGUUUCGAGGAAUUUGCGUUGACGAGACGCUUAUGGAAAAUAUUCUCAAACUCUCGAAUAAAAAUGAAGUGCAAAACAACGAAAAUGAAGUGGAUAAUUACUUGGAAUUUGUUAAAAAUUAUUUUCUCGAUCAAAAUGGAAUCCUAUCCGAAGAUACAAGGGUAAAGUGCAGAGACAUAGAUCCUAAGGGUUCAUUCUUUUAUCGAUAUGACCAAGAGUAUUCAUUCCGAAUUUGUGAUGCAUGCAAAGAGUUGCCCAUAAGAAAAAAAGACGCCAUUAGAAUCGAUGAACUCCCGAUUAAUACGAUAAACUCGACCACAUUUGAUGAAUGUUUCGGUGAAUGUGUUGACAAUAAUAUGUGUGUUGCAUGCUCAUUUGACAAACAACAAGGUCAAUGCCAACUAUUCGACACUGUUGAAAGUAAAUUUGAAGAUUUGGAUAACUGGCUAACAUUGGUUAUUCCACAGCCGGUGGAUGUGCUCAGAGAUUAUGUUUACAGCAGAAAUACCAUGCUCAAAUGCAUUGAAAACACUACUGAAAUUCAUGCGGCAAAUUCAAUGCUCGAUUGCUUUUCAUUGUGUGAAAAAACCAACUGUAGUUUGGCUGAAUUUUCACCAUCAGGUGUAUGUUUAACGGUGAACGACUCUGAGAAUUGCUUCACAACUUUCUACAAAUAUGGACACACAUCACUAUUUUAUAAAGAUUAUUUUAACAACGAUAUAUCUUGGAGAUUCAAUAUUUCUGACGGAGAAAUUUUUCCAUAUGUACAAGAUCAAGGUGCAGAUAAUACUAGUCAAGUAUCUGAAACAUCAAGAACUGGGUCUGUUUCGAGCGAAAAAUUAUUGCGCGAAUUGAAACAACUGCAAGACAUUCAGUUUUUUAAAGAAUGCCAGAGAAAAUGUUUGAAUCUUACAACUUGUAUUGGUAUCGAUUUCAACAAGCAAGACUAUGAUUGUAAAAUGGUUGAUGUAAGCAAACUCAACACAUUGACCACAAAUUCGCUGUCGGUAAACUACACAAGGAUUCGUCUAAUUCAUCCACGUAAGGAAAGUACCAUUUAUGGCUUUGCAGCACAAUUAAUAGCAAGAUAUUCGACCAUCAAUUAUAAAAAAAUGAGUACACAGAUCAGUAUAAUUGAUUGCAUUGAAAUGUGUAAGAAACAGGAUGAAUGUAAAGAUGUGUUAUACAAUUACUCUGACCAAACAUGUCUAAUAGUCGAUGAUUUCAUUGGAAAUAAUCAAAUAAAUGUUGUCAACAAAGAUAAAUGGAUCAUGUUUAGCAGGAAUAGGCCCAGCUUCAAUCAGUCGGAGUUUAAAUUCACGCUUAUUGGACGCAAUAAGCAACUGGCGAAUCAGCAUGAUCAAUUUAUAACUUUGACAAACAUAUUCCCAAAUUCGGAUGGUGUGAAUGAGUGUUUGUCACUUUGCCUCGAAAGGAACAAUAAUAGCGAUACAUGUAAUCUUGCUCAAGUCGAAAGAUCAAGUAAUUCGAUCAAGUGUAAAUUGUACAAUAUUAGUUUAUUCGAUCAAACAAUCAAUAGUGAAGAUAUUCUGUACAGUAAUUUGUAUUUGGUAACAUUAAACAAAAAUUUCGAUCAAUUUGACCUUGAUCAAAUGCCAAUAAUGAGUGAAGAAGAUGCGAUUAAUUGCGAGAUUGAUAAGGAGUCAAUAUUAUUAGAUCAACUCUAUCGCUAUUAUUCAAACAAUCAAACGUCAAACGUUCACAAAAGAUCUAAAAGGGGAUUUUGGAAAAAUGUUGGAAACUUUUUUAAAGGUGUUGGAGAUUCAAUCGUCAAAACUGUAAAAGAUACCGUUGAUACUGUUGUCGGAGGUGCUAAAGCUGUCGGUAAAUUAGUAAAAGGUGAUGCCAAAGGUGCACUUAAAGAGGUAAAAAAGACUCCACUUUAUAAACAGGGAGAAGAACUAGUUGAAAGUGUUAAACAAGUGGGUGAGGGUAUUGGCGAAGGGAAUUUUAAAAAAAUUGGCGAAGGAUUGCUUGGGGUAGCCACUAACGAUGUGCUCGGUUUUAUUCCUGGGCAAAAAGCACUGGGAGUUGGAGCAAAGGCUAUCAAGGAAGGUAUUAAAAAAACGGUCAAAGAAACGGCAAAAAAAGACGUCAAAGGUGCCAAAGAUACAAAAGAUACCAAGGAUGACAUCGUCGAAAAAAGUUUCAAAGAUAAGAAAAGUGAAACGAAAGAGAAACGAGAUGAUAAAAACGAACAAUGUCCGGCAAAGGACAACGGUCGGACAAAACGUGCCGCAGGCAGUAGUAGCACAAAUAACGGCUGCUCUAACAACGAUAACAAUGCUAAAUGUAGGAAACCUACGAUCAGAAGAGGUGAUGGGAGGAAAGUUUUGACGAAAACGCUAGUUCCAUGCACAAAUUCUAAAGUCGGUGAGACAUGCAGAUACUUGUGUAACGCUGGCUUUAAUGAGAAUCCAAGUGCUCUCACUUGCAAACCAAAAGGUAUAUGGGAUGCCCAAGCUGCGUGUGAGCCACAAAUAUGUGGAGCUGAUGGUUUUAUACGUGUUGAAUCGUCCACAGUUGGAACAGUGCUAGAUAAUAAGAAAGACAGUUCAAAUGCAAAUAUGCUUUUGUAUCUGGUUAAGUUUGAUGAGUCGAAAAAGUUACCGAUUUACUCGGUGGUAUAUUAUAAAUUCAACCUGAUCUUCGGGAAGUUCAAUGACAGAGCAGAUAGUUUCAGACCUCAUCCAUGCACCCGUUUGAUUAGUAGACAAGCGUAUAAUAAUGACUAUACAAACAAUGCAUAUGGAUUCCAACGAGGACAUUUAACUCCAGCUGAUCUAUUCAGAUGGAAUGAAAAGGCGGGCAAUUCCGGAAAUCUUCUCAUCAAUGUUGCGCCGCAAUCAGGCAAGAUGAAUAUGGGCUCUUGGAAGACACUGGAGGCCGCCGUUCAAUGUGCGGCUCAGGAGAGAAUCAAAGCAAUUGUGGCCACAGGUAUUGCUGGCACCUCCAACUAUAAAAUUGGUGGAGGCAUUGUUGCGCCCAAAUAUUUUUGGAAGUUGGUAUGUUAUCGCGAUAACAAAUCAUUGAAAACACACGUGGCACUUUUCGUCGGCGAUAAUGAACCAGUUAAAGAUGAGACGAAAUCAAUGAAAGAAUUUACAUUGACACCCAGAUCUCAGAAAGACCUGGCCACAUUUGAUUCCAGUAUUUUAACUUCCCACAAUCCUUGGCAAGGUGUACUUAAGAUGAAAGAAAAAUUCGCCCUGAUUGGACGAUAUCCAACGGCAGCAGAAUGUAUGGCCGCCGAUGAUCUAGCAGAUGAUCAAGUAAAAAUAUGGAAGAGCCAGUUUAGUGUAUUCGAUAAUAAAAAGAAGAGAAGCACCGAUGGAGCAUCAGUCGAACCAUUUUGCAGCAGAUCGAAACUUGACGAAAUUCUUGCUAUGAAUUUGUCGGUUCAGGACGAUGAUAAUAAUGAUGAUGUUAACGAAGGGGAAGAUACUGGGGAAGACCCCAAUACUGAAGAUGACUUCGAUGGAAAUGCAAAUGUUCCUACUAGUAGUUGUGGCAAGAGGAUCGUGGGCUAUUAUCCUUCUUGGACCAAAACACCAUUGUCUGCAGAACUGUUGUCAAAAUUUACCCACAUCAUUUUCGCCUUUUUGGAAAUGAAAUCCGAUGGCUCAGUUGGUAUUGGUAAUCCCGAUCAUAGCAGUGCACAAACAUCAACAGACACUGAGGUUGAAGAGUUGGCUAGAUUUAAUUUGAAAUCCCUAAUGAGAAACAAAGCCAAAGUGCCCGGAUUAAAAGUGACAUUUGCUGUUGGGGGUUGGGAGAAUUCGCAGUACUUUAGUUCGAUGGCUGCCAAUCCAACACUUAAGCAGAUAUUCAUCGCUUCAGUUCUCAAGAUAAUCGAUGAGUUUGACUUUGAUGGGUUAGACAUAGACUGGGAAUAUGCAGUCACAGGUGGUGCACAUGAGGGUAUUCCUCAGGACAAAGAAAACUACGUCAGUCUGCUGAGGGAUUUGAGGGGCGUGCUAGAGACAAAAUUCAGUGGGCGGUAUUUAAUCACAUUCGCCAGUGCCGCCGGUGAAGAUGCGCUUAAGAAUGGCUAUAAUCUACCGGAGCUUCUCAAAUACGCGAAUUGGGUCAAUGUUAUGACUUAUGAUUUCUUUGGUCCGUGGACCAGCAAAUGGGGUGCCUAUACUGGACCUCCGGCACCUCUGUAUCAUCAUGUGCCCAAGGGUUAUUCGGGUAAGUUCAAUGUGAACUGGGCAAUAAAACAGUAUGUUUGCGAUUUAAAAUCGCCCGAACAAGUUGUUAUGGGUGUACCACUUUAUGGUCGGUAUUGGCACAAUGUUCCCGAUAGACAAGACGAAUAUGCAAUGUAUAGAUUGGCAAAUCCAGUAGGUGGAAAGUUUGAUGGUGGUUUUGUUUCUUGGCGGGAUAUCAAAUAUAACUGGCUCACAGAUCCAAAUUUUCAAACACACUUUGAUGACAAAGUCAAAUGCCCUUACGCGUACAAUCAAAAUGGAACAUAUCUCGGCUAUGAGUCACCCGAAUCAAUAAGAUUCAAAAUUGAAUUCGCAAUCAAAUCGAAUUUGGGCGGUCUUAUGGUGUGGGCAAUAGACCAAGAUGAUAACGAACAAUCAAUGAUCAACCAGAUAUCGCAGGCCAAUUUAUGCACCAAUGAUAAUUCAGUUAAUUUCAAAUGUAUUCCCAUCAAAGAGAAGCGAUGGUGGACUUUGGUGGAUGGUGAAGAUAUGGGUGGCCUGUGCGGUAAGAGCGCACCAUUGUAUCGCGGUUAUUAUCCGGUUUGUGAUCCAGAUGAUUUAGGCUAUAGUUGUUGCGGAGCCUAUGGAUAUUGUGGCUCGGGUAAAGAAUUCUGCGAUUGUCCCACGUGUGUUAAUUACGCAGACGAUCCCAAUAAAAUUUUGGCCGAACCAACUAAACCAAGCACAGAUAAGAUAACGUGGCAUCUUUCCAAUGCCCCUGAAGGUCAACGGGGUCGCUGCGGUAGAGAUGUACCUAAAGUGAACGGAGAAUAUGCUACCUGUAAUUCAGAUGACCCCAAUUCAUACUGUUGUUCUAAUGGUGGCUAUUGUGGACAAGGAAAGUACUUGCUAAUUUAGUAAACAGCCCGAUACGUAAUUGUAGUUGUUCGGUAACAUUGUUUUUUUUUUCAUAUUUUAGGUGACAAUUUUUGUAAAUGUGACGGUUGUAUCAAUUUCAAGAAUAACCCUAAUUAUAAAUACCCUGCAAAGACCUGGUGGUCAUGGAGUGAUGGUGCAGAUAAAUCUGGAAAAUGCGGACCAAACGCACCAAAACUGGCUAACGGUGGUGAGCCUGGAUGCGAUCCGGAUUCAGAAAAUUAUUGCUGUUCUAAAAAUGGCUACUGUGGCUCGGGAAAUGAUUUUUGUCAGUGCUCAGGGUGUAAAAAUUAUAAAAACUGAGCAAUACAUAAUUAAUUUAUCAAGUCGACCAGUGUCCUUUUUUCACUUCUGUUCACACUCUCGACAAAGUCAUAGUGAAAAAUUUAUAUAUAAAAUAAUCUUUGUGCUUUGAAUAUUCACCUACCAGCCUUUCUGAUCAUGAAAAUAGUAAACAAUACAGCGGCACCUGGGGGCUAAGUGCACAGUCGCAUACUUGUUACAGCAAACUAUGUGCAUGAUUCUCUAUUUCUCCAACCAGUCGCCAGGUGCCACUUUAUUGUUCUUGUUUGACGUUUCCUAUCUAUUUGUACAGACGAUCAGAGAGGCUGUCACCUACAGAAAAAUUGAUGUUUUUUUUUUGGAAUAUUAUGUUAAAUAAAUUGUGUUUGAGUAAUGUUUUUCUUCACUUUUACUAUCGGGAAAAACAAUGGAAAA